AUGGAUGAGAAUUUCAUCAAACAAGCCUUCAGCACUAUGGGCGAGACGGCGUAUGGUGUUAAGAUCAUUACCCACAGAGUAACAGGGUAUGUUCAUCACACCUCUGUCUAAUGUAGUCAAGUGAUGCCAUGUGUUUAGCAUGUGUUCACUUGUUUGAAAAUAGUCCACACUAUUGCAUGUAGGCUAUAGAUCAAGCCACUACUUGCCCAAAUUAGAAUCAGUCAGUGAUUAAAAUACAUUGUGAGUAAUUGAACCCUAUCAGCUACAAUGCCAGGCUACCCUAACCUUAAAUGCCAGUUGUUCUAGAACCUCCUGUUGUCAUUUUAGUGAAGUACUUGAUUUACUUACCACAGAGCUGUGAAUUGAUAAGGUAAUUCUAAAAUACAAUAUUUGUGGGAUAUUAUUACCCCACAUUGGGGUUUUCUGUCCGUUUCUAAAAUGUAGUUGUAUCACACUAUUGUCACUAAUUCAAUCUCUUGUUCUACAGUGGUUCAGCAGGCUAUUGCUUUGUGGAAAUGUCAGACGAAGCCAGCGUUGACCGAUGCGUUCACAGACUGAAUGGGAAGCUAGUUCCUGGAUCAAAUCCGGUGAGCACUCAUUAUAAGCUUGACAUUUCUAAUAUUCAUAGUUCAUUUGAACAACUUACUGAUGAUGUAUUAGCGGACAACCACCCUCUAGUUUUAGUUUCAAAUGUAUUGUUGAUAGCGGAGCUUCACUAGCAUUGGCCCCCACCUUAAUUUGAGGUUGAUGGAACGGAAUACAUUACAGCAAAGUUACUGAGGUCCGUUUUCUUCCUGAUGAAGGUGGUUGAGGCAGUUUGUAAAUAGACUUUGUUUUUAGCUGUAGCUCAGUUGGUAGAGCAUGGCGCUUGCAACGCAAGGGUUGUGGGUAUGAAAAAAUGUAUGCACUCACUAAUUGUAAGUCGCUCUGGAUAAGAGCGUCUGCUAAAUGACUAAAACGUCAAUUGGAUCACUAAAAUGUUUGAAGCUGGUGAAUAAACUCUGUUAGGAACUAACUGACGAAUGGAAUAAAGCCUGUAGGUGGUGGAGGUAUGUAAACCAAAUAAAAUGUUAUUCUCUAAUAAUAUACUCUUUAUUUUCCAGCAAUAUAUGUCCUUGCUACACACGUUUGUCUUUGAAGGUGCUUGACUGCUUGUUCUUUCUUCCUGUAUAGCCCAGAAAGUUUAAGUUAAACUAUGCAACUUACGGGAAACGGCCAGAAACUGGGUAAGCUGUUUUACUUUCUUCCUCUUCAUUUGAUGCAUGAUUCUGUUGUUGGAACCCGCAGUAACUUGUUUGUCAUGUUUGCUGCUCUGUGUGAUAUUUCCUACCUCCAGAAAAAAUAUUGUGAGAAAGAAAACGCUAGAUGGUAUGGUGUUGGUUCACCUUAUUAAUCCCUCUCUCUCUGUGUCUCUUUUUUAUGCAUCCUCAGGCCAGAAUUUUCUGUCUUUGUGGGAGAUCUGUCUUCAGAAGUGGAUGACUACCAACUUCAUCAGUUCUUCCUGAAGAAGUACCCUUCCUGCAAAGGAGGCAAAGUGGUCUCUGAUCAGUACGGUAACUCCAGGUAUGAGCGCUGAACAGACUUAUACAUUCAUGUUAUUUGGUGAUGCUAGUUAUGCACCACCUUAUUUUGAACACAAUUUGAAUUAAUCAGACAUUUCAUUACAUUUAAAUUCCUUGUAAAAUCUCAUGACAUUUUUAACAAUAGAUCCUUAUUUAAUUGGAUUGUGUGUAGAUAUACGAGUGUGUUGGGUAUCUUCACCACUGUUACCACUGGUAAAUUUUCCCAGAAAUACUGGAAAAGUUUGUUUCUGACAUUUAUGCUAAAACUAUUGUUUUCCCCAUAUAGGGUAAGCAAGAGCAACUCACAAUUGAAGUGAUGCUACUUCAUAUUAAAAGUAAAACAACAAGUUUCAGUUCUACCAUACCAUUUUUGUUUUCGAAUUAAUUAUGUAUUUGAUUAGCAUGAUACGGCGAGUCCGGACAGAAUGUGUGCUCAGGGUUUUAGCGUUUUGCUUGCUCUCGCAGAGGUUAUGGCUUCAUCAAGUUUGAGGAUGAGAACGAACAGAAGAAAGCCAUCGAUGAGUGUCAGAACGCCUCAGGCCUGGGGACAAAACCAAUCAGGAUCAGCAUAGCUGUGAACAAGAGGUAUGGUUCUAAUCUUCUUCUGAAAUAAGUGUAUAAAUUAUACUGUGUUAGGGUCGAUUAGUGUCAUGCUGGUCUGUCUUUGUUGAAAGUUGCUAUACUAUGUAUGAUUGUCCUCCUAACUUGACAUCCACUGCACCUAACAUUAAUUUUUCCUGUUUCCUUGCUAUUUAGCCAUAAAAUGAACAGCUAUAACAACCAGAACCACAACUCCUACCACAACAAUUACCAACAGCCGUACUAUCAACAACCCAACCAGAAUUACUACCCUCAGUGGGGCUAUGACCAGUACAACAGCUACAACUACAGUGGGUACGGUCCUUACGGGGGGUACCCCCCUCCAGGCCCCCAUGGGAUGAUGGGACCCCCACCUCCCAUUAGCAUGCCCCCCAUGCACACAGACAUGCAGACUUCCUCAGAGGUAAGGCUUCCUGACAAGCUCCUGUGAUCUUUCCCCUCAUAAUUCCCCAUAACCUAUCCCUUAAUCGAAUGAGAUCUGUCUAAAAAGGGUUUUCAUGCUAACCGUUGUUCACAAUGAUUCAUUUCUGUUGUCUUGUUUUUCACAUUAGCAAACACAGGAGUCCACAGAUGAGCCUGAAGAAGAGGCAGCAGAAGGUAACUCUUCACUAUCCUUUCACAUGCACAAAAGAAAAAUGCAAUUUUCUGCAGAUACAGUGAGGGGAAAAAAGUAUUUGAUCCCCUGCUGAUUUUGUACUUUUGCCCACUGACAAAGAAAUGAUCAGUCUAUAAUUCUAAUAAUUAAUCAUUUUAAUGGUAGGUUUAUUUGAACAGUGAGAGACAGAAUAACAACAAAAAAAUCCAGAAAAACGCAUGCCAAAAUGUUAUAAAUUGAUUUGCAUUUUAAUGAGGGAAAUAAGUAUUUGACCCCUCUGCAAAACAUGAUUUAGUACUUGGUGGCAAAACCCUUGUUGGCAAUCACAGAGGUCAGACGUUUCUUGUAGUUGGCCACCAGGUUUGCACACAUCUCAGGAGGGAUUUUGUCCCACUCCUCUUUGCAGAUCUUCUCCAAGUCAUUAAGGUUUCGAGGCUGACGUUUGGCAACUCGAACCUUCAGCUCCCUCCACAGAUUUUCUAUGGGAUUAAGGUCUGGAGACUGGCUAGGCCACUCCAGGACCUUAAUGUGCUUCUUCUUGAGCCACUCCUUUGUUGCCUUGGCCGUGUGUUUUGGGUCAUUGUCAUGCUGGAAUACCCAUCCUCAACCCAUUUUCAAUGCCCUGGCUGAGGGAAGGAGGUUCUCACCCAAGAUUUGACGGUACAUGGCCCCGUCCAUCGUCCCUUUGAUGCGGUGAAGUUGUCCUGUCCCCAGAAAAAUACCCCCAAAGCAUAAUGUUUCCACCUCCAUGUUUGACGGUGGGAAUGGUGUUCUUGGGGUCAUAGGCAGCAUUCCUCCUCCUCCAAACACGGCGAGUUGAGUUGAUGCCAAAGAGCUCCAUUUUGGUCUCAUCUGACCACAACACUUUCACCCAGUUCUCCUCUGAAUCAUUCAGAUGUUCAUUGGCAAACUUCAGAAUGGCCUGUAUAUGUGCUUUCUUGAGCAGGGGGACCUUGCGGGCGCUGCAGGAUUUCAGUCGUUCACGGCGUAGUGUGUUACCAAUGGUUUUCUUAGUGACUAUGGUCCCAGCUGCCUUGAGAUCAUUGACAAGAUCCUCCCGUGUAGUUCUGGGCUGAUUCCUCACCAUUCCCAUGAUCAUUGCAACUCCACAAGGUGAGAUCUUGCAUGGAGCCCCAGGCAGAGGAAGAUUGACAGUUCUUUGUGUUUCUUCCAUUUGCGAAUAAUCUCACCAACUGUUGUCACCUUCUCACCAAGCUGCUUGGCGAUGGUCUUGUAGCCCAUUCCAGCCUUGUGUAGGUCUACAAUCUUGUCCCUGACAUCCUUGGAGAGCUCUUUGGUCUUGGCCAUGGUGGAGAGUUUGGAAUCUGAUUGAUUGUUUCUGUGGACAGGUCUCUUUUAUACAGGUAACAAGCUGAGAUUAGGAGCACUCCCUUUAAGAGUGUGCUCCUAAUCUCAGCUCGUUACCUGUAUAAAAGACACCUGGGAGCCAGAAAUCUUUCUGAUUGAGAGGGGGUCAAAUACUUAUUUCCCUCAUUAAAAUGCUUAUCAAUUUAUGACAUGCGUUUUUCUGGAUUUUGUUGUUGUUAUUCUGUCUCUCACUGUUCAAAUAAACCUACCAUUACAAUUAUAGACUGAUCAUUUCUUUGUCAGUGGGCAAACGUACAAAAUCAGCAGGGGAUCAAAUAAGUUUUUCCCUCACUGUAUAAGGUCUUUGUUGUUUUUCCUUUUAAAUGUAUUGUUGCCAUUGCCUGACUCUGUUGCAUUCAAAUCCAUUGGCUUGUUGACUUAUUUACUCUUCCCUGCCAGAACCCAACCCUCACCUGGAUGUGGAUGCACUGAACAAAGAAUUCAUGGAGAGGAGUGAGGAGCUCUAUGAUUCACUAAUGAACUGUCACUGGCAACCACUGGAUACCAUGACCUCAAAAAUCCCUCAUUUUUCCAGUUCCUGAUCUGUUUCAACUUGUCCUAUGAAUUUAGUAUGAAAUGUAUCUUCUCCAAAAGAGCAGUCACACAGAAAAUGUCAGUGUUGUUUAAAAAAAAAUCACCAGUAGAGACACAGCAUGUUCCUGUAUAUAUUGUCCCC
This is a messenger RNA of Coregonus sp. 'balchen', 4801 nucleotides long. The record is from the annotation of a GenBank genome assembly. NCBI's taxonomy places the organism in Eukaryota, Metazoa, Chordata, Actinopteri, Salmoniformes, Salmonidae.